GUGGUUUGUAUUUAAAGAAGGAAAAUUUAAUUAUUCAAAGAAUCUGUAUUCGUAUUUUAUUCUUCCCGUUCAGUUUAAUAUUUUUCCGAUCAAAAAAUGCGAUUAUAUUUGAAACAUAAAAUUUUAUUGAAGUCGCAAUAAAAAUAAAUCAUCUGGCGAGAUUGAAUUGAAACUUUAGCUCCAUACUAUAUUAAAACAAUUAAUAUGAAAUUUAUUAUUUGUAACAAAUAAAACUAAUACAGAAGCUGGGAAUAUUAAUUUAUACAUCUGUUAUAGAUGAAAAGCAUUUAGAUAUGAUUAUUUGAAACAAUAUUCUAUAUUAGUUGUUACGAUCAGAAAUCCUAAGGAAGAAUGGCAUCACUCAAAGUUGCAGUUCGUGUUCGACCAUUUAACAACAGGGAACGCGAAAUGAAUGCAAAAAGUAUUGUUCAAAUGGAUGGGGAAAAAACUCGGCUACUGAAGAAACCAGAAAAUGUAUCCAUAGAUAGCGCCAGUAUUAGUUCAACAUUUCAUGACUUUACUUUUGAUUACUCAUAUUGGUCCGGUGAUGGUCCACAUCAUAUUGUUUCACAGAAAGAAAUUUACGAUGAUCUUGGGGUAGAUGUGAUCGAAUGCGCUUUUCAAGGAUAUAAUGCUUGUCUUCUAGCUUACGGCCAGACAGUACUUAUGGCAUGUGACUUAUCCGGAAAAUCUUUGACCGAUUUUCCAACCACCAUUUAUUAGAUUUAGAAGGAAAAAAUACAAUAAAAAUGAUAUUUGGUUGAUGUACUAGCUUAGAAAGAAAAGAUUGAUUCGAUUCGAUCCCAGGUAAAUGUUCGACUAC
Sitodiplosis mosellana (orange wheat blossom midge) is the source of this 823-nucleotide messenger RNA. RefSeq names its product kinesin-like protein Klp98A. The transcript is spliced from 5 exons. Gene Ontology annotation, molecular function: ATP hydrolysis activity; ATP binding; microtubule binding. Gene Ontology annotation, biological process: microtubule-based movement. Gene Ontology annotation, cellular component: kinesin complex; microtubule. NCBI's taxonomy places the organism in Eukaryota, Metazoa, Arthropoda, Insecta, Diptera, Cecidomyiidae. The record is from RefSeq and is a predicted model, not a curated record. Bases 352 to 723 code for a protein of 123 amino acids.